Messenger RNA from Tachysurus vachellii, 1593 nucleotides. RefSeq names its product ubiquinol-cytochrome-c reductase complex assembly factor 3. The record is from RefSeq and is a predicted model, not a curated record. The transcript is spliced from 2 exons. Lineage: Eukaryota; Metazoa; Chordata; Actinopteri; Siluriformes; Bagridae. The coding region runs from base 508 to 753 and encodes 81 amino acids. Gene Ontology annotation, biological process: mitochondrial respiratory chain complex III assembly.
GGCAAGAGUGACAUCUCCACAAUGGGGGUGUUGUGUUUGGUAAGAGUCACUGAACACAACCAAAUACAAAGUAUUUAUUCAAUGUCCAUUUAUUAAUUUGUGAGUGUGUGUGUGUGUGUGAGGGAGAGAGAUUAUGACUGGUGGUGUUUAUUGUAAGUGUUUGUUACCUUUUUAGGCCCCUUUAUCAUGUGUAAUGUUGACGUGACAGGGACUGUCACGUCAAUGCGGGACACGUGAGUGCACUGGUAGCAGAAUUGAGAAUUUCAAAAUUAACAUAUUCGUAACAUAUCUAUAAAGAUUUGUGACAGACUAAUUAUAAAUAUGACGAUUGUUUAUUUAUAUAUUUAAAUAAAUGUAUGUUUGGGAAUAGUUAUUUUUUUUGCACUUAUGUCUGUAUCUGAGGCACUUCCGCCCCCACUGUGACGUAUUUCCGCUCCUCUUUACGCUGUGUUUAGCAUUGAGUGGCUAAGAUAAAGAGUAAAGGCGAUUAGCUGUUAUGCUAACAGUAUGAGCGCGUUACGGAAGCUGCUCGUGUACACGGGCGCCGUGACAGCGCUGAUCACCGGGUACGUGUUCUGGAGGAGCCUCGAACCCGGAGAGCAGCGGAACAGAGAGAUACUGAAGAACUUGCCAGAGUCAAAUCCAGCACGGAUGGAGGAGAGCAGGAGGAGGAACGUUCAGAUCAUGGAACUGCUCAAAGAAGCAGCAGAGACAAAUGACAACAUUGCACGAACCUUUGGCAGCCAGAAAUAACCACCCUAUAAACCCCACCCUCCAUGUGGCCCCGCCCACUAACAACACCCGCCGUGUGGCCCCGCCCACUAACUAUUUUAUUUAAGAAUAAAAUGUCUUGUACAGAAAGUCUCAGUCACAGCACACGAAUAAAUAAUCUUUACUUAAAAUGCAGGACGUGUCGACUGGAAAGAAAAUUAUAUAUCAGUUUGAUACAAGAGCGAAUUUUUCCACUUUGUUUUUACGCGCGUGCGUUUUAGUCGUUCAAAAGUGCGUCAUCAGCUGUGUGCUUUAUCUGACCAGAGAAGGACAGAGUCAGUCAAAGCUGGAGGCGUUUAUAUAUAACGUUAAUCAGUGGAAAGCCACAAAGACGGUUAUAGAAGGUGUUUUAGAAAAAUUAACUGAAAAGAAAUCCAGGGAAUUUGGCACUCAUGAGCUUGUACAAUGUUCUGCUAUUCUGUUCAAAUUGUUUACAAGGUUGUUUUGUGUCUGUUUCUCCCACAAAAGCAUGUUCUUCAAAUGAGAACGUAUUACUAUAAGCCCACCCUAGUAGUUCUCAUUAUUUAAUUAGAGACAUUGUUUUAAAGAUGUAUUUAUUGUGAGGAUGUAUUUUAUAUCAUCCCACAAGUAAAAGUUUGUUGGAGGUACAGUAAUAAAAAGUUGUACUACUACUGCAUGUUUCUGCUAUAGUAGUGAACUUAAUGUACACAGAUGUGUGUGUGGCUGUAGUGUAUAUACAGUACUGUGGUGACAUUUAAAAUAAAUCACUUAUACCAGUCAAAUGUCACUAUUCUUAUUACCACAAACUAAAUAUUAAUGCAAACAAUCCAUUCAAUACUAAAUAAAAAUAACAUUUAUUGA